Cladocopium goreaui is the source of this 1716-nucleotide messenger RNA. The record is from the annotation of a GenBank genome assembly. Lineage: Eukaryota; Dinophyceae; Suessiales; Symbiodiniaceae.
AUGACUUUCGCAUCAGGCCUUGUCUUGCACUACAAGGAGCGCAUCGCCGAGCGUCAGAGCCAAUUGGCUUCCGCGGAGGCCGGUGAUGCGCGGCUACUGGAGCUGCGCGGAGCCCUGCAGGAGGCUGAGAAGGCCGUAUGGGUGACGAGUGGCAUCUUCUAUCGUCAGGUCUCUACGGGGAUUUGGAUUGGAGCCACUAGUGCAUUUCAACAACGCCUGGCCCAGCGUGAGCAGCUUGCGACGGAGCUGAGUUUUUUGGAAGGCAUGCUGCACGGGGGGGAGGCGGAUGGAGAAAGUUCCAGAACUUUCGAAGUCUUUCGUCGCGUUGGCGUUGAGCAGCUGCUUCAAGCCUUGUCUGUGGCCUUGCAGCGAGAAAACGCAAGAGCCGUGCUCCGGCGCUUGCCCCAGCAGACGACGUCUCCUGCUUCGCCGCGCCCUAGCCGUGCCAACGCCCACGUCUUGCACCAGCCAGAAGGUUUUUCGCAGGCAAGCGAGGCGACAGCCUUUUCGCCACGGCAGUUGGGCACUUUGCAUUCCAAUCGCGUUGCCCUGCUGGCAUCGCUGAUUUUGCCAGCUUGGAAUAUCCUCCUGACUCUGGAGAAAUUCUCUUUGAGUCCUAAGGUGGUGGCUCUGACAGCUGAGAUGGCUGACAUCAAGGUGAAGCUCAGGUGCUCUCAGGAACAGUUUGUGGACAUGCUGCAGAAGUACUACACUCAGCAGUUGGUUCAGCUUGAGGAUCCUGAUGCUGUGCCUGAUUGGGUGAUGCUCAGUUUCAGGAAUGAACUCAGUCAGAUCUUCAAAGACUUCAAGGGUUACCCAAAGAUCACUCAGGGGCAAUGGAUUAGGAUUCCCAAGACAGCUCUUCAGGAUGCUCAGGAUAUGGAAAAGGAGUUGAAUGCACAGCCUGACCAUGAGGUGAUGGAGGUGCCUGACAAGGUUUUGUGGACUCAGAAGGGUGGCAAAGGGCGCUACCAGCUUCAGCCCAAUGAUCCACCUCAGGAACACAAUGGCUGGUCUCAGGAAGUGGUUCAAAGAUAUUACACUGAGGUGCUCAGAAUGGACCCAUUGCCUUGGGGUGCAUUUGUAGCUCCUCAGUUCAGACAAGCUCAGUUCAAGCCUCCUGAGCCUGAUCCACCAGCUGGAUUCUCAGCAGCAACUGCUUCUUCAUCAACAGGGAAGGGCUCAGGCAGACCUCAUCAGGAUGCUGCUUUAUCAAAUAUGCAGGGAAGCUCAGUUUGGAAGCCUCAGCCUAUCAGGACUGCCAAUGAUGCUCAGGGCUAUGUCAAGUCUGAGCUCCAAAAGCUGAACAUCAAUGAGAUUGACAAGCUCCUGGACAACUCAGAAUCAGAUCAGAAGCUCAGUGACUUGGACAAUGUACCUGAUCUGAUUGAGGACAUGAAGUCCAAGAUUCUUCUACUUGAGCAGGCACUUGAAUCUCAGGAGCUCACAAUGCUUAGGCUCAGGAAAGAUGCUAAGAACAUGGAAGAGGAGCAAGGUGAGCUCAGGGCUUUGCAUGCUGAGCUUCAACUCUCAGUGAAAAGAUCUCAGUCCUACUGGGAGCAGAAGCUGUCUCAGGAUCUUGUGAAUAAGGAAGCUCUGAGAAAGUUCAUGGAAACUCAUCAAAUGAGUGAACUAGAUCUCAGGCAGCUGAUGCAAAAGUCUCCUCAGAUUGAUCACAAGCCUCAGGACUCAGUGAAGGAAGUUGUGGAUGUAUAA